AUGUUUUGUUGUCUAACUAUACUGCCAGCCCCACUGCAGGUCUGCAUGGGAAUAUGCCUCCAUGGGGAUAUUACAGAGGAGGGUAAAAAUGCUAAACUGCAGAAUUCUAAAAUAGAAAAAGACCUUUGUGAACAUGCCAGGACUGAGAUGAAUGUGGUGAAGCUCCUCAUGCUCGGAGUUGCAGAGAGUGGCAAGAGCACCCUGAUAAGACAGAUAAAGAUAAUCCACAGUCACGGCUUCUCCAAACAAGAGCUCAUCAGUUUCAAGCCUGCAGUAUUAGACAACCUCCUGACCUCUAUGAAGUUUGUUCUUCGAGGAAUGGGGAUGCUGAGGAUAAACCUUGCUAACAAGAACAACAAGAUGCAUGCCCGCGCCGUCCUGUCCUGCAGCCAGUGUUUGGGGGAUGACCAGGAGCUGCUUCCAUUCUUGGCUCACGCUUUCUGUGCACUCUGGGCGGACCAAGGGGUGCGAGCAGCUGCAGCCAGAGGUUACGACUUUGAGCUGAACGACUCUGCACUAUAUUUCUUUGAGAAUAUGAGUCGAGUCAUCGCUCCCAACUACAUUCCCACUGAGACAGAUGUUCUGAGAGUGAGAUUGAGGACCUGUGGCAUCAUUGAGACACAGUUUCAAGUUAAUGACACAAUCUUUCGGUUGUAUGAUGUCGGGGGCCAGCGGAGUGAGAGGAGGAAGUGGCUCAGUUGUUUCGACUGUAUUCAGGCUGUGUUGUUUGUCGUGGACCUCAGCAGCUACGAUAUGUCACUAAUGGAAGACCCCUCAGUGAAUCGGCUGCAGGAAAGUCUUCAACUUUUUAUAUCGAUCUGCACCAACACAGUCUUCAAAAGGACCUCACUGAUUCUGUUCAUGAACAAAACUGACCUCUUCCGGGAAAAGAUCCUUCACUCUGGAAGACAUUUGGGAAUGUAUCUUUCUACUUAUGAAGGUGCAGAUGGUGAUGUGGAUGCUGCGGCUCACUUCAUCACCACCAUGUUUUCAUCAUGUAACAGCAGGCUGGACUACCCUGUGUUCCACCACUACACUACUGCCACAGAUACCACCAACAUACAGGUGGUCUUCCAGAUGGUCAUUGAUCAGAUUAUCAAGGAGAACCUAGCAUCUGUCCAGCUGCUGUAA
Scomber japonicus (chub mackerel) is the source of this 1131-nucleotide messenger RNA. RefSeq names its product guanine nucleotide-binding protein G(o) subunit alpha-like. Gene Ontology annotation, biological process: adenylate cyclase-modulating G protein-coupled receptor signaling pathway. NCBI's taxonomy places the organism in Eukaryota, Metazoa, Chordata, Actinopteri, Scombriformes, Scombridae. Gene Ontology annotation, cellular component: heterotrimeric G-protein complex. Gene Ontology annotation, molecular function: GTPase activity; G protein-coupled receptor binding; guanyl nucleotide binding. The record is from RefSeq and is a predicted model, not a curated record. The transcript has 10 exons. Bases 1 to 1131 code for a protein of 376 amino acids.